Lingula anatina is the source of this 1229-nucleotide messenger RNA. RefSeq lists its product as uncharacterized. The record is from RefSeq and is a predicted model, not a curated record. NCBI's taxonomy places the organism in Eukaryota, Metazoa, Brachiopoda, Lingulata, Lingulida, Lingulidae. Gene Ontology annotation, molecular function: serine-type endopeptidase inhibitor activity; receptor antagonist activity; transforming growth factor beta binding. Gene Ontology annotation, biological process: transforming growth factor beta receptor signaling pathway.
GACUCUAGUUUGAAACAGACAGAGAUAGAUAAAUAAAUAGAGAGAGAUAGAGAGAUUUGAAAAUGGACAUGCCAGCAGCUGUUGUUGUUUUUUCGAUGUUUUGUUUGGUUGGCUUAGCUACGGCACAGCAAGUUGGAGGGCCAUGCCUGUCUAACAAUCCUUGUGGUCCGGGCACAAGAUGUGUACAGGACACAAUAUUCUGCGUCCGGGCACCUUGCCCCCAGCCUGCGCCUAGGUGUGUCCCUGACGGAUUGGGGCAAACCUCAAACCAAGUAUGUACAUUGGGAAAGGAUGUCGGUCCCUGCCGAGCCAAAUUAGAUCGCUUCCACUACAACGCCAACGCUGGACGGUGUGAGCAGUUUGACUAUGGUGGCUGUCGUGGCAACGGGAAUAAUUUCAGAUCUCGCGCAGAGUGCGAGAACACGUGCAUGGUUCCGAGAAUUGGCGGUCAGACUCGCGUGCAGACCACGGAUCCUCUCCCCCCUAGAAAUCCUCUGCAAAGACCAAGAAGACCUCCUGGACCAUCUCAAGUCUGCCCAGACGGCCUUGUAUUCUCCAACUGCGGACUGACGUGCACUCGCACGUGCUCUAACCCCUCCCCACGCUGUGUGACAACGUGCAAGCCCGGGUGCAUGUGCCCGAUGGAAAGACCGUUUUUUGAAAACGGAAGGUGUGUGACACGGAACGAGUGCCGUCUUUUAGCUACAAGAGUGGGUCUUCCCGUCAGAAACCCAAAUGUUCCAUGCCGCUUUGAUUCUUUCUCCGGUAGACUAGUUUGUUGAACAAACUUGACAAAGUAAAAAAAAAAAAUUGGGAUAAUUGUAAGAAAAACGCUGCAUAAAUCCCACUGUAACCCCAAUAUUAUCUAUUUAAAGCUAAGCAUUAGAGAAAUGACAAUUAUUAUUGAAGGCCUUUUCCAGUCAAUUAUUUUGUGUGCCCUCCCACAAAUAAAAUAAUGGUUCAGUUAUUUAGAGCGAAGUUAGUAUGACAACAGGCUGAUUUUACUCACUACGUCAAGAAAGCUGCUUAAAGACACGUCUCCAGAGACUCCAUUUCCAGACCCAUGUAUUAAAUAACAAAUCGUGCCUAGAAAGUGAACUUCCUAUGGAGGUUAAAAGCUUCGUGGGCUUGAGCCUGAUAUACCGUAGGCGAUACGUGAAAGGUGCAUUAUCUUGUUUUCCAAUCCUGAGGUAGUUUUGAUGUCAACACAAUGCAUCAUCGCACUUGUC